CCACAACCUUCACAGUGACGCUGGCGGACGUGAUGAUAAUAGACACCGAAUAAAACGAUUAAAAUCAGAAUAUUAUUAUUUAUUCAGACCGAUCAGAAGCCGCAUCUGCAGUGUCAGUCAGCGCGGUUGUUGUAAUGCGGCUCCGCGCCGCUGGGCGUCAGUCCGCGCGUCGCGUCUGCAGCUGCUCGGAGCCCCUGCUUGCUUUCUGUCCGUGAUGGCGGAACGCAGCGGCGACGGUUGUUCCGCGCAGUGAAACUCGAGCCUGAUCGCGUCCCGGUACCGGCCGGACCGAAUGACAACCGAGUGAGACUGUAUGAGCCGAAGCUUCAGGAUGAGAUGAGAGUCGAACUGAGCCGAACUGCGCUUCUGCUGCUUAGCUGAUGAGUUUGAGGAAGUGAGUGUUGAAAGUGCUUAGAAAGAGCUAAAAGCAGCGUGGACAGGAAACGCAUCAGCUCAAAGAUGAGCUGAAACAGGAAGUGGAGUUUUCUAUUGAAGACACCUGAGGUAGAGUGUGUGAGCCACUGAAACACGCGGCUCAACCCAACUCAUCCGAAAGUAUUCGUCUGACCAAUACACUUUCAUUCAGGUGGUGUCUAGACCGGCGUGAUGACAGAAGAGCGAUGUCCUCAGCUGGUGGAUUAUUUCGUGGUGGCGGGUCUGGCGGGCGCUGGGUCUCCGCUGGACGAGGAGGGUCACCAGAGGGGCGUGAGAGCGCUGCAGCCCGUCAUUGAUCUGGCCGUGAUCGCCCGUGGUCUCGGGGAGGACGUUCCCGAGGGAUUCACCUGCAUCGAGAAAACACAAGGAGGCCAUCCGGCGGAGCUGAGCGCAGGCCUGCUCAACAACACACACAUGUUCCUGUGCUACCGCCGAGGACACGACAAACCGCCCCUCGUGGAGCUCGGUGUUCUGUACGAGGGCAAGGAUCCGGUCAAGCCGGGGUGGCAGGUGAUCGAGACGACUCCAUACAGUCGCUCUGCGAACCUCAGCUCCGGCGGCCCCACAAUGCACCGCACUUUCCUGAUGUUUCGCCGAGCGCCGGACUCACAGGCGCUGAACACGCUGGGCGUCACCGAGAUCUCACUGCUGAUGCCUAGCAAGGGCGAGACGGCGCCACACACCUACUGCAGAGUGGACAAGGACCUCAACACCGGCAUGUGGGGCUCGGCGCUGUAUCUCUGCUACAAGCGUUCAGUGGUUAAAGCAAACGCUCUGUUGUACGAGGCAGGUCUGAUCAGUCGCUAUCCGGAGGAGGAUCUGGAGUCGUUCCCGCUGCCGGACUCUGUUCCGGUCUUCUGUCUGCCGAUGGGAGUGACGGUGGAGAGCUGGCCGCUCAACACUAAAUACCAGCUGCCCGUCUUCUCCACCUUCGUCCUGACCAGCGCCUCCGGAGACAAGGUGUACGGCGCUGCGAUCCAGUUCUACGAGGCGUACGCCCGCGAGUCUCUGUCGGAGCGUCAGUGUGUGCGUCUGGGUCUGCUGAGCGUCGUGGACCGCCGGCCCAUCACUAACCGCAGCGUUCAGGUCAAGAAGAGCAUCUGCGUCCUCUCACACUGGCCCUUCUUCAGCGUCUUCCAGAAGUUCCUCACCUUCAUCUACAGAUACUCCAUCUCUGGACCACACGUGCUGCCGCUGGAGAAGCACAUCUCGAGCUUCAUGCACAACGUCCCGUUCCCGUCGGCGCAGCGUCCUCGGAUCCUGGUGCAGCUCUCUCCGUAUGAUAAUCUGCUGCUCUGUCAGCCCGUGUCGUCUCCGCUGCCGCUCAGUGGGGCCAGUUUUGUGAAGCUGCUGCAGAAUCUGGGACCGGAGAACGCGUGUCUGCUGCUGCUGGCGGUUCUGACCGAACACAAGCUGCUGCUGCACUCGCUGCGGCCCGAUGUCCUGACGUCCGUGAGUGAGGCGCUCGUCUCCAUGCCAUUUCCUCUGCGCUGGCACUGUCCGUAUAUCCCGCUGUGUCCGCUGCGGAUGGCAGAUGUGUUGUGUGCUCCCAUGCCCUUCAUCGUGGGCGUCCACUCCAGCUACUUCGACCUGUACGACCCGCCGACUGACGUGGUGUGUGUGGACCUGGACACCAACACCAUCUUCCAGUCUGAAGAUAAGAAGCCUCUGUCCUGGAAAUCUUUGCCCAGGAAACAUGGGAAGAUCCUGCUGAGCUCUCUGUCCAACCUGCACAAAACUCUGGAGAAGAUCUAUACUCCGGGUCAGGAGGAGGCUACGCUGGAGUUCCUGCUGACGGACUACGAUCUGAUCUACGGCCGUCAGAAGCAGCUGGAGCUGGAGAUCCAGGAGGCCUUCCUGCGCUUCAUGAGCUGUCUGCUGAGAGGAUACCGCUCCUUCCUGCUGCCCAUCACACAAGCGCCCUCCGACCGAACCACGGACUGCAGCUCGCUCUUCAACCUGCAGGGCUUCCUGAAGUCUCGUGAUCGAGCGCAGCAGAAGUUUUACACGCAGCUCACGAGGACGCAGAUGUUCACGCAGUUCAUCGAGGAGUGUUCGUUCGUCAGCGACCGUCACGGCUGCCUCGAGUUCUUCGAUGAGUGCGUGCAGAAGGUGGACGUGGAGAAGCCGGAGGACGUGCGUCUGAUCGACCGAGACGAGUGUCACAGCGGUGAGCACACGGUGUUCAUCAUGCCUCCGGAGGAGCCACAGGAAGCUGACGGCUCCGAGUGUCCCGCCCCCUACAGCUAUGACACGUUCCCGGUCCUCCAGGUGGAUCUGUUCGAUCGGCCGCAGGAUCAGCUGCAGACUCCUGCUAAAGGAAGUGCCCCCAGUAGCCCCGCCCCCCGCCGCACUAAACAGGAGAUCAAGCUGGCGCAGAAGAAGGCGCAGAAGUACUCGACGGUGCCGGAGAUGUGGUCUAAAUGUCUGCUGGGUCACUGCUACGGACUCUGGUUCAUCUGCUUACCAACAUUCGUCAGAGCAGAGAGCAAUAAAGUCCGAGCGUUGCAGGCCGCAUACGAGGUGCUCAAACACAUGGAGACACGCAAGGUGGUGCUGCCGGACGAGGUGUGUUACCGUAUCCUCAUGCAGCUGUGUGGUCAGUACGGUCAGCCGGUUCUGGCGGUCAGAGUUCUGCUGGAGAUGAAGCGGGCAGGAAUAACGCCCAACACCAUCACAUACGGAUACUACAAUAAAGCGGUGCUAGAGAGUAAAUGGCCAUCCACCAAUCAAGGAGGGCGUCUUCGCUGGGCGAAGCUUCGUAACGUGGUAUUGGCCGUGGCUCAGUUCAGGCAGCCAAUCAAACAGCAGAAGAGGAGCACUUCAUUCAGCAGCCACACAGGAGACGAGCUGUCUAAGCCCCGCCCCCACUCGGCGGUGCUCCGUAAGUCCAGCUGGAGCGGGUUGAGUGACAGCUCGAGCCACGAGUCGCUGACGAGUCUGGCCAAGAGCAACAGUGUGAGCGGCGUUCAGGCGUCAGCAGGCAAGAUGAAGCUGUCAAAGCAGACGGCUGCGGCCUCAAGCAAGCCUCCUGCCGGCCGGCGUGACACACUGAGUCCUCCAGAGCCGGUGUUAGUGCGCCGCAGCGACGUCUGUCUGUCCACCUUCCACAGAGACUGUGCAGAGAGCACAGACACAGACUGCAGAGGUCAGCCGCAGAGGGACAGCAGGUCGGUGGAAGUGAGGGAGACUCUGAACAGGAAGUCGGUGGAUGAAAACUACAACAACGUUUCCUCUCCGAGCCGCAGUCUGACCGGGAAACUGCAGCAGCUGCUGACGCCCACGAGGAACCGUGCCUCGGUGCGACGGGCCGCUAGCAUGGAUGACCGGCGGCCGGGAGCAAACGGACACCUGCGCCACACAUCAGACCAGAAACCGUCCCGCAAGAGCCAGAUGACCGAGAGUCUGCUGAAGGCCAAGGAUCGGCUGUACAACGCCACGUCUGAGAGCUCUCUGUCUGUAGGGAGUGACAUUGACAUGUUGGACACACAGACGCUGGCAGUUCCUCUCAGGAAGUCGUGGGAUUCAUCACAGGAAGUGGCAGGCAUUGAGGUGCUGAUGUCGAGCUGCUCGCUGUGCCGCAGCUGUAAUUCUCUGGUGUAUGAUGAGGAGAUCAUGGCGGGCUGGACGUCUGACGACUCCAAUCUCAACACCACCUGUCCAUUCUGCUCCGCUCCGUUCGUCCCGCUGCUGAACGCUGAGAUCUGUGACCCGGGGCCCGUCUGCAGUGUGGAGCGCAGUAACCUGAGCACGGAGGAUGAUCUGGAGAAUAUCAUGCGUCCUCGCUCCGCUCCGGGCGACACACUGCAGCUCCAGUGUAACGGCGUGAGAGAGACGGACACCAGCUCCGAGACCAGCAGCCAAUCAGAGGGCAGUGUGCCAUCAGUAGGCGGAGCCCCGCAGGUGACGGUGGCAUACCUGAGCCCACUGGUAGUGCGCAAGGAGAUGGAGAGUCUGCUGGAGAACGAGGGCGAGGCUGUUCUCUCUCAGGUCCAGCUACUGGACAGUCACUCCAUCCUCUUCUGGAAUCUGGUUUGGUACUUCACUCGCCUCGGCCUGCCCAGUAACCUGCUGCAGCUGCUGCGGACGUCUCCGCUGACCGCACGCCUCACACAGGGGUCAGAGGGCACGGCGGUGCGGGUGAGGCUGCUGUGGGACACACUGACCCCAGAUACAGAGCAGUGGCCGGCACUCUACAUGCUCUGGAGGAUUCACAGUGGCGUCCCCAUGCGCAGCUACAGCUGGCGGCAUCACAACCAUCCCUUCAACCUCACUUUCCUGGAGGAAGUGCUUCGCUGGAUCGGCAUGAACGAGGUACACAAGGCCAUCACACUCUUCCUGGAUACGGUUGCUAAGCAGCAUGGCACUCCGCGGAUACAGAGGAGUCUGUACAGAGAGAUGCUCUUCCUCACGGUGGCCGCCAUGGGCAAAGAUCACGUCGCUUCCUUUGAUAAGCGUUAUAAAGCGGCAUAUGUGCGCUUGAGCAGUUCUCUGGGCCGAGAAGAGCUGAGGAGGAAGAGAGUCCAGCCGCCCAGUCCUAAAGCGGUCGACUGCAGACGCUGCUUCCUGCUGCCACUGGAGUGCUGAACACACACACACACACACACACACACACUCCGCUCGUCUCGUCUCAUCGUCGUCUUCAUGCUGCUUAAGGAGGAAAUGCGAACACACAGUCCAAGCACUUUUGCAGUACGUUCACCGCAGAUGCAGCUGUGCAUUAUGGGAACGCAUGACCCUUUCACCAAAACUGCUUCUGUAUCCCACAAUGCCGAGCAAACUGACACCUGGCCACUCCUCAAACUACUUCAUUGGAUCUAGUGUGGCGUCUGGAUUUACCUCGUUUAUUUCUGUUCGUUUGAUUUCUUGGAACUCAAAGAUGAAGAUCUGGUUGUAAACGCCGGAAGGCAUCAUGGGAGUUUGAGAUAAUUCUGCACUGGAGUGAUGCUCUGAGCUGCUUCAUGUUAGUGUGAGAUGUUUCCCGACCAGCAGAUCCAUCGUCUCUAUUCUGGACAAUAGAGUUACUGCAUAAACUAGUCUAAAUAGGAUUAUUUAGUUCCUCCGAACUGUGUUUGUGUGUGUGACAGAAAGCAGUACUGCUGUUGAGCUACAAACACUUUUUAUUCAGUCAUUUUAAAGGCUUUCUCCUGGAGAAUCAUGACUUCCUGUGACGUCUGUGUGCUGCCGUCAGGAUCACGUUCAGCUCGUUCACCCACAAACCAGCUGCUUUUAGCUUUGAGACGUUGUUCACAACCAUCAAACGCAUUCACCUCCAAACUCUCACUCGUGUGAAGAACAGAUCAUUUACAGACAGAAAUCAUCAUUCUUUCAAACCUGUGUGACUGUGUUUUCUGUUCAUAUAAUGAAAGUCAGCGGGUCCAGAGUUUUUUUUUAAUCUCCCAACAUUCUUCAAAAUACUUAAACAUUUAGUCAUUUAUCAAAUAUUCAUUUUCAGAACAUCAGAAGACAUGAGGAGAGUGAAUGAUGGCUAAAUUGUCUCUUUAAAUGCACACAUCAAGGUUGAAAAUGGAGAUUUUAUUUUAUGCUGUUUUUCAGUCAUGUCUGAUGAUGAUGAUUUAUUUUUUCUAUACGCAUUCGGAGUCCAGGAUAUAAUACAAAACUAUGAAGGAACUAGAGACAUUGAAUCCAGCUGACUUCCUGUACAUUUCACAAUAAGUUUUUUAUACUAACAGAGCUAAAAGUUCAAAGUUGCAGUUACAAUAUUUAAUUUAAAACAAUAAUUUGUGAUACACUAAAGAAAAUUUUCAUUAUUGUUUUGCUAUAUCUAUAUAAAUACACUUCACAGUAAGAUUUCAUUUGUUAAUGCAUUAGCUAAAAUAAACUGUUAAUUAGCAAAUAGCAAUAUAUUUACAGCAUUUACUAAUCUUUGCUCAUGUUCGUUAAUACAAAUUUAUGUAUUUGCAUGCUAACAGUGCACUAACUAAUAUUAAUAGAUACAACUUUUGAUUUUAAUAAAGUAUUAGUAAAUGUUCAAAUUUGCAUUACUUAAAAUUAAUAAAUGCUGUAGAAGUAUUUUUCAUUGUUCACGUUAACAAAUGAAAACUCACUGUAAAGUGUUAAAAAUCUCGAUGUAGAAGACUUGUCGUUCUGUUGGUUUGGUGGUGAAGUGUGAUCUGCUGCGAUGCUUCUCUGUUGUGUCGGGAAGCGUCUCUUUCUGGUUUGCUCUUCUGAUCUCUGUUUCUUGGGUUUCUGUAUUUGUCUGAGCUUCUUCUCCUGGAGUGAAAUGGAUGUGAUCUGUGUUUAAAAUCACUGUUACAGAGGAAACACUCGUGAAUGUUGUAUAUACGCCACAUUCGUUAGUCUUAAUUUUAUUGACAAGGAAUAUGAACCUGCUAGAAGAGUUUUAGUGGCAUUAGAGGAAGUGAUGUAAGAGGAAGCUGUAGUUUGUGCUCUCCUUCAGUAACUGCGAAGAAGUCGAGCUCCACUGCAGCAUGAACAUCUGCAUUUAUCCAAAUAACAGAGAUUAUAAAGCUAUAUUUAAGUUUUUGUGUGUUUGCUGUGCUAAUUUAUAUUGAUGUGACCUUUGUUGUGAAUGUUGUUUUGUUUUUUCUUUUUUAAGAAAACCAUUUUAAGAACCCUCA
This is a messenger RNA of Carassius gibelio (silver crucian carp), 7037 nucleotides long. Its product is annotated as DENN domain-containing protein 4B. The transcript is spliced from 29 exons. Gene Ontology annotation, biological process: regulation of Rab protein signal transduction. The coding region runs from base 607 to 5022 and encodes 1471 amino acids. Gene Ontology annotation, cellular component: cytoplasmic vesicle. Lineage: Eukaryota; Metazoa; Chordata; Actinopteri; Cypriniformes; Cyprinidae. Gene Ontology annotation, molecular function: protein binding. The record is from RefSeq and is a predicted model, not a curated record.